AUGCUACUGCGAUCGGCCCUCUCAGCUCUGUACUUUUGUCUCGGCAUAGCGUCCACCAAAUCACACCCAACGGUCUAUAUGAUUCGACACGGCGAGAAGCCUCAGAACCCAAACGAUCAUGGUUUAACCCCAGAUGGGGUCAAGCGGGCACAGUGUUUGAGACGUGUUUUCGGUCAAGGCUCAGAGUAUGGCAUAGGGCAUAUUAUGGCACCUCGUGUGAGAUGGGAUGGCGCGCAUGGCCGUGCGUUUAAAACCGUUCUACCUCUUGCCAACGACCUCGGUCUCACAGUUGACACACACUGCAAGCGGAAUAAAGUGAAAUGUGUAGCCAAAGCGAUCGGGUCGUAUGAUGGACCGGGCAACAUUUUGAUUGCAUGGCGGCAUUCGAACAUGGGUGGGAUCGAGGAGGCGCUUGGUGCUCUGGAGCCUAUUGAAUAUCCGGAUGAGCGGUAA
Molecule: messenger RNA, 453 nt
Organism: Penicillium hordei
Lineage: Eukaryota; Fungi; Ascomycota; Eurotiomycetes; Eurotiales; Aspergillaceae
Product: putative phosphoglycerate mutase family protein
Exons: 2
Coding region: 1-453 (150 amino acids)
Molecular function (GO): catalytic activity
Source: RefSeq, a predicted model, not a curated record